This is a messenger RNA of Malassezia pachydermatis, 1971 nucleotides long. Its product is annotated as dynein intermediate chain. Gene Ontology annotation, biological process: transport along microtubule. The coding region runs from base 1 to 1971 and encodes 656 amino acids. Lineage: Eukaryota; Fungi; Basidiomycota; Malasseziomycetes; Malasseziales; Malasseziaceae. Gene Ontology annotation, cellular component: cytoplasmic dynein complex. The transcript has a single exon. The record is from RefSeq and is a predicted model, not a curated record. Gene Ontology annotation, molecular function: dynein light chain binding; dynein heavy chain binding.
AUGUCAGCGCGCCGCGCCGAGAUUGAGGCGAAGCGUGCCAAGCUCGCAGAGCUUCGGCGGGCUCGUGAAGAGCGGGCUCGCCGGAUGCAGGCAAGCCGGGACGAGAGUGCCACGUCAACGGGCCCAGAGGCAACCGCGCCGUCGGUCGAUGAGUUGGUAGCCACGCUGCUCCGGCCUACGUCGUCCAUGACCGUAUCAGAUACAUCCGAGGUAGCAGCGCCAGAAAAGAAGGAGACACAGACCGAGCCGGGGCCCAGCGGCUCUUCACCACCGCCGCCCUCGAUGGACCAACACCACCACGUCGUGGAGGCCCCUCCGGCGCCGCAGCCCGACAAAAUCAUGUACACCAAGGAAGUACAAACCGAUCCACUGGAUGAGCCUGCGUCUGUGCCACCAAAUGCCGUGCCCUCAGAGCCGCUGCCAUCGCAAGACGACAUGGAUCAUGCGCCCUUGUCCGCCCCCCCCGAAGACACAGUGGAGCCCACACCUGUCCCUGUCACAUCCGACUUCACCGACUUUGUGCAUACCAAGGCCAUGGUCAUGGAACGUAUGCUGGACGAACAGUACGAUGUACUCACAGACUAUACCCACAUUCCUACGGAGGCCGAUGAGGCGGAGGCAGCCGCUGCAGCGUCGCUCCGGCAUGUACAUACCUUUAUGGACGAAAGCCUGUUCGAUACACGUGCUGUGACGGACAUCGACUGGUCCGCGAAGCACCCUGAGCUGGUAGCUGUCGCGUACAAUCGAAAACGCGUAUUGGCGCACGAUGACGAUCAUCAGGGGCUGGUCGCCGUGUGGAAUCUGCAUGUGCGCGAACGCCCUGAAUUUGUUUUUACGGCCCCGACAGAUGUCGUAAGUGUCCUGGCCUCGCCGUACCAUCCCAACCUGUUUAUUGGUGGUACCUACAGCGGGCAGGUCCUGCUGUGGGAUACGAGGCAUCGUGGUCUGCCUGUCCAGCGCACACCCCUUGCAUUUCGCAGUGGCGAACCAUUGGCGCACAGUGCGCCUGUGUACAGUCUGCGUAUGACCGGGCAUGCACAAGCGCCGCAGCUCGUAAGUGCAUCAACAGAUGGCGUCGUGUGUACGUGGUCGCUGGACAUGCUGGCGCGACCUCAGGAGACACUCCUCCUCUCUAAUCCAUGGCAUCCACGCAGUGCAGAAGUGGGCAUUACGUGUCUAGACACGGCCCCCAACGAUGCCUCACGAUUCCUGGUAGGCACAGAAGAAGGCAACAUUGUAGCAGCCCAGCGCUACGACCGUGCAGGAGUCGCGGCCGGUUUGGACUUGUCGCGUAUCUACGUCGGACACUCUGCACCGGUUACACGGCUGGAAUGCCAUCCCUUGCCAGCAGCCACAGAGCCUGUGCCAGCCUCCAUGACGGAUUUGUUCUUGACGACAAGUAUGGAUUGGACAACCGCGUUAUGGCGCGCCACACCACCCCUACCACGGCCUACCGCCAGCACGCCGUCGACGUACACAUACCCCCAUGCGAAUCCACGCAUCGCGAGUCAACGCGCGCCGACACGAACCAGUGCGGGGACCACCACUCCCAUGCCGACAUGGACGCCCAUUGCACCCUUGCUUCGCUUUGAAAAUCAGCACGAUUAUGUUAUGGAUGCACGCUGGCAUCCACAGCAUCCAGCUGUGUUUGCGCAGGUCGAUGCCGGUGGGCAUGUCGACGUAUACCAUCUCACACAAAACAUGGAACGCCCGAUCCUCAGUGCCGUCACGCCUGGCCAACGUGGCCUCAAUCGUGUGGCUUGGGAAAAGCGAGGUGACGGGGCGGAGCCUGGCUCUCAUGUAGCCACGCGAUUGGCUGUGGGAGGCGUGGACGCGCGUGUCCACAUCUACGAAGUCGCGGAUGCGAUCGUGACAUCACGUGGGGACGUAGAGUGGAUUGAGAUGGAACAGGCGCUUACGGCGGCGGCAACGUCGGCCGCGGCGGGGAUGCCCGCAUCAGGGGCCGCGUAG